GUAUUUCCUGUUUAGACAGACGUCACACCCUCUAAAACAAUGGACGGAAAAGCAUGUUUAUAUUGAUUAUUUGUGACAUGGUUGUCAUAACAACCGGUGUUGUAAUGGAACGUUGUAGGAUGGUGUGAUCAGACAGCUAAAUUUGUUAGCAGGAUGAUCACACACAUGUUCCGUAAAGCCAGUUGCUUCUCACCGGGGCUGCGUCGCUUUUCUGGCCUGAAAGUGACGGAACAUGUGCCCGAGAGUCCAGCUUCCCCUCGUCUCACUGAACAGGCGUCAUUAUAUGUGCACUGGCCCUAUUGUCUCCGAAGGUGCACCUACUGCAAUUUUAACAAAUACAUAUCCAAAGAGAACAACGAAGACAUCAUGGCAAAGUGUCUUCAGAGGGAAACUGAGACAUUGCUGCAGCUCAGUCAAGUGUCCUGCAUCACAUCAGUUUUUUUUGGUGGUGGGACUCCAAGCCUGGCUCACCCAUCAACCAUCGCUAAGAUCCUUGAAACGGUUUCCAAGCAAGUGAAUCUCUCAGAUGAAGCUGAAGUUACACUGGAGGUAAACCCUACCCCUGUGGGGAUGUCAAAGUUAAAAGACUACCACCAUGUUGGGGUGAACCGUUUCUCCAUUGGCAUCCAGUCUCUGCAGGACAAGGACCUGAAAAGUUUGGGAAGAGACCACAACUCCCUGGAUGCUUUGCAGACUCUGGCAGAGGCCAGGAAGCUGUGUCCAGGUGGGGUGUCGGUGGAUAUUAUGUUCGGACGCCCCAACCAAACAACUGACUUGUGGAGCAGAGAGUUGUCUGAAAUGCUGAGGGUGUGUGAUGACCAUGUGUCUCUGUACCAGCUGACCCUUGAGAGAGGUACUCAGCUGUUUAAACAGGUUCAGUCUGGACAAGUAACUAUGCCCACAGAGGAAAUUACAGCAGAGAUGUACCAAUGUGCCAGAACAACUCUCCAGCAGCAUGGCUUUCAGCAGUAUGAAGUGUCUAACUUUGCUAAAAAUAAUUCAGAGAGUCGUCACAACCUGAGCUACUGGAAGGGAAAACAGUACAUCGGUGUUGGCCCUGGAGCUCAUGGACGUUUUGUUCCCCUGGGGGAGGGAGGCGUUACCCGUGAGGCCCGGACACAGACCCUGGAGCCAGAUGUGUGGAUCCACGAAGUCCGGCAGCGAGGACAUGGGACAAGGAGGCGGAUCCAGCUGGGCCAUCUUGAACUAUUAGAGGAGGUGUUAGUGAUGGGAAUGAGAAUGACCAAGGGCGUUAAUCACAAGCACUGGGAGCUGUUUAGCCCUGAAUUAAGUCUUCUUGAAAUAUUUGGUGGAUCUCUUGCUGUCCAAGAGCUGCUGCAGAAUGGACUCCUGAUUCUUGAUGACAGGGGUUUGAGAUGUUCCUGGGAUGGUCUGGCCUUAUUGGACAGCAUGCUUCCUGUUUUGCUGGUGGAACUGGAUAGAAUUUUUUCCCCAAAAACUGGCAGCUAACUGACAAUGAAGAUCUAUAACUCUUUAAAUCACAACCAUGUAAAAAAAAAAGAAAAAAAAAAAGAAUUUGCACAAUCUGUUGAAUUGUCUAAACAUGACAGUUAUGUGUAAAAGAAUAAACUAUUUAUUUGUUUAAAAAAUA
Xiphophorus couchianus (Monterrey platyfish) is the source of this 1612-nucleotide messenger RNA. It is a transcript of the gene rsad1, whose product is annotated as radical S-adenosyl methionine domain containing 1. Gene Ontology annotation, molecular function: coproporphyrinogen oxidase activity; 4 iron, 4 sulfur cluster binding. Gene Ontology annotation, biological process: porphyrin-containing compound biosynthetic process. Bases 154 to 1470 code for a protein of 438 amino acids. The transcript has 9 exons. NCBI's taxonomy places the organism in Eukaryota, Metazoa, Chordata, Actinopteri, Cyprinodontiformes, Poeciliidae. Gene Ontology annotation, cellular component: mitochondrion; cytoplasm. The record is from RefSeq and is a predicted model, not a curated record.